AUGGUGGUCCUUCUUUCAGAACUUAUUUCAUGGCUCCGUGUGACACCAUUCGAGCUAGUCAUCCACUGCGUUAGUUUAGCCAUCUGCCUAUUUUUCUCAGUUUUGUACGAUGAGGCUAUCUGGUUAAUCGAUCGGACUCCUAGUCAAGCACUUUGGGUGAUUUUCUCUCCUCUCUUCACAGCCGACGCGUUCGCAGCAUACUUCAACCUCACGCUGCUUGCCAGACACAUUCACUUGAGCCAGCAACACGGAUUCUACAAAUAA
Molecule: messenger RNA, 264 nt
Organism: Protopolystoma xenopodis
Lineage: Eukaryota; Metazoa; Platyhelminthes; Monogenea; Polystomatidea; Polystomatidae
Source: the annotation of a GenBank genome assembly